AUGGCGAUUGCAAAGGAAUUCACUAAGCACAUCUCGUUUGAUGAUCUAGCACCUUCUCUAAUUGAUGAUCAAGCAACUAUUAUAAAGAAUGACAGCCACCAUGUUGGCUUGAACAAUCAUUUUUUGCAUAUACCUCCUCAGUUCAAUCCGAUCUACAAAAAUAGUUUGGAUGGCAGCCAAGGUUUUGACGAACUUGUUGUCAAUGACAAUCAAGAUUCACUUGAAGAGGAAGGACGUUCUCGACAAUCCCGAAUGGAAAGUCCGACACCUACCGUUCCUCUGUUUUCAACCCAGAUGUUUUCUCCUGUAGCGCAUGAUCCUUCCAAAAGCUAUCUAAGGUCACCCAGUGAUGGAAGAAGCAGAAGUGAGUCUCCAAUGUUUCGGUCGAAAAGAGGAACCUCAGUGAGACUGCCCCCUCCUCCAAAAGUGUCUGUGCUAAGAAAGACUCAAAAGGCUGCUGAUGAACAGGGGCCUAUUGAGGAUAUUGACAUCGGAGACAUAGAUUUCGAUCAGGAAAGAAGGAUGAACAGAACGACUGAAAAAAAUACGCAACAAAAUUCAGGGUCAAGGAGGGGCUAUACUCAAGCUGCGUUUGCCAAUCUUAACGAAGUAGAAGAUAGAAUAGAAACAAAGUCUAUGGUCGAUUUAUCUGAAGGAAAUGCAGAUACUUCCAAGAAAAGAUCUAAAUCUUUUGCUGGGAUGACAGAUGAAGAAUUAACCAAGUUGGAAGAAUUUUACAUAAGUAAAGGGAGGUCGAACAAAACUAAAAUAGAUCAGUUUGAUUUUGGUGAACAACUCCCGGUCUAUUUGGACACAACCGCAUCAAAAACAGAUUCCAAUUCAGAAGAUAUGACAGAUCCUUUGGCUGCAAUUUACCCAUCAAGGCCUACAAUUGUUCAUAAUGCAAUCUCAAUGACCAUUGAUCACCCAGAUUAUGAAAGUUAUGUAUCCAAGAGAAAACAAAAGCUAAGCUGUAAAGAGAAAGAAGAUGACAUCGAUUUAAGAGUCGUUUCAUGCUAUAUAUCAGGUAGGAGGUAUACAUGGUCAUCAGUAGAUUGGUAUGUUGAGAACCUGGCAAGAGAUGGUGAUCAUUUGGUAAUUUUCACGACAAUCCCUGAGUUUGAAGCCAAAAUUGAUAGUUUAGCCUAUAAGGAAAAAAGAAAACAUCGCUUAGAAAGAAUGGCCAGCGAUACAAGUGAAAACAUGACUACGGCAUCACAUAGUCUUGCGAGUGCUGAUUCAUCGGUUCCGCUAUCUACCGGAAUAAGAAUCGAAGCUAUUCACGAUGAGGCAAAGAAGACCUGUAGCAAAAUUUUAGAUUACUAUUCCAAGAGAUUGGCAGCCAAAAUUGUUAGGAUUAGUAUUGAGAUGGUGAAAGAGGAUUCAACAAGAUCGGCCAUAAUUCUUGCGACUUCCUUACAUAGACCGAGUUUACAAGUUAUUAGCACAGUUAGUGCCAAUAUUCAAAUUAAAUUCAGAAACGGGAAAGUUAAAUUGCCAUUCUUUUUAAUGAGACAUUUUGCAAUGCCAGUGUUUGUAGUUCCAUUUGAAUUUAUCAAACCGGAACUCUUGAUUAAGCCCAAAACAGGGCAAAACGAAAACGAAAAGAAGGAAGAAAUAGUUGACGAUUUGAAGACAAAGGUGAAAAAAGAGGAGAGAUUGCAGUGGCUCAGUGGGUUGGUCAACAGAACUUUAGAAAACCCGUUCGCUAACCAUGACAAGGCGGUGAAUUCAGAUGAUGAAGAUAACGACAGUGACGAGUCAGUUGCCUCCAUAAAUGAAUAUUUCCCAAUUUCACCAGAAAAAAAGGAAGAAAUGGAGUUUUUCGAUAAAAUGGGAUAUAUAAGGCCAAAACCUUCCAGGCAAAUAUUAUUGGAUGAUAACACCCUCAUGAAAUACGAUAGUUCGGGCAGAAAAUUAACUCCCGUUGAGUCAAGAAGUUCCAAGCGUAGUUCCAAGCGUAGUUCAAGGAUACAAUUUAAUAACAACGGUAUUUAUAAAGUAAAAUCUAUGGUUGAUGACGUUUAUGAUCAUAAUACAGCCUCUACACCCCACACCAAAAGUGUUUUAAAAUGGGAUAAUGAAGACCCAAAACCAAGAUUUACCUCACAUCCAAUGAGGAAAACAAAAUCAGCUGGCCUAUCACCAAGAACGUCAACUACAUCAUCUUCUUCAGGGCAGCGGAAGGUUCACCACCAUCAUCACCAUCAUGUUUCAAGGACAAAAACCGCAGAGAGCAGCAAAUCAGGUGGGAACAGCAAAAAAGGGAGUUUUUCGUCUUCAACGAAUGAACAUCAAUCCAAAAAGUCUGAAAAGAAGAAAACUAGUAAAAUCGGCUCGAUCUUCAAAAAGGUCUUUGGCUGA
Saccharomyces eubayanus is the source of this 2364-nucleotide messenger RNA. RefSeq lists its product as uncharacterized. The coding region runs from base 1 to 2364 and encodes 787 amino acids. The record is from RefSeq and is a predicted model, not a curated record. Lineage: Eukaryota; Fungi; Ascomycota; Saccharomycetes; Saccharomycetales; Saccharomycetaceae. The transcript has a single exon.